AUGCCAAAGGAGUAUGUCCUACCAAAAACAAUCAAUAAUUAUCAUCAUAGAGAAAGAUUAAAACCUUUCUAUCUUAUUCCACAACCGUUGAAAUCUGAAACUCAUAUAUCGGAUCGAUUAUGGUUGUGUGAUUGGUUUAAAGAUUGGAUCAAAGAGGACUUUCUUCAUCUCGCACCAUUUGACGAAUUUUUUGUGUGGGUUGUUCGUAGACCAAAUUAUCAGCAUGAUCGAAUAUUGGCAAGAAGUGUCGAGGACAUUGAAGACAAUGAAAGAUAUCGUGAAAUGGUGAAACGUCAAUCAUGUAUUGGGAUUUUUAUUAUGUUUACGGCUAAGAAGUUACUCUGGAUGAUCAAACAUAAAGGUGAAUCUUGGACCGGUCAAUAUUUUCAUGAUACAAUUUGGACUUAA
Rotaria sp. Silwood2 is the source of this 408-nucleotide messenger RNA. The record is from the annotation of a GenBank genome assembly. Lineage: Eukaryota; Metazoa; Rotifera; Eurotatoria; Philodinida; Philodinidae.